AUGUCCAACACGACGAAACUGGCAUUUGACACUGGAGCGGCGGGUCGUCGAGUGGCUGGAGAAGCUCGAUCUCCACAGCUAACAUACCGGCUUGAUUACCCAGAUGAUGGCUGCGACUUCUGGGCUAGCUUUGAAGCCCUCAAGGACAUACGAUUAGAUAGGGCCGACAAUGUCCGAAGUUUGAUUCGACAGGUUGCCGGCGUCAUCGGUGUGGGCAAGCUAAUGGUUGUCUCCACGAUGAAGAAUCCCCUCCAAGUGCCGAGCUGGCUGAAAGGUGGUGGUAAUCUGGAGGCUGAGAACCGCCCGGGCGGGGAUGCGCCGCUUUGGUACUCCCGAUUUGUCGCAGUUGCCAUGCUCCUCAUGUAUGGCCUGCUUAUCUUUUUCCAGCUGGGCACCCACUCGCACCUCUUUGAGGAAGAGGCGGAGGACGGGGAGGAGGAGGAACCAGGCAUUCUUGGCUUCUGGGGGGGUGUGACCUGGCUGGGAAUCAUUACAGUUUUCAUCUCGAUUCUGUCCCAGUGGAUUGUGGACACAAUCGAAGGUGCUGCGUCUUCCCUGGGCAUGCCAAUUCUCUUUAUCAGCGGGAUACUGGUGCCCAUCGUCGGAAACGCUGCCGAGCACGCAGCCGCAGUGGUGUUCGCAUACAGAAAUAAGAUGGAGAUCGCUCUGGGCAGUGCUGUCGGGUCAGCGGUGCAGAUUUCUGUAUUCGUCAUACCUCUGUGCGUUGUGCUUGGCUGGAUGCUUGACAAGCCGAUGACGAUGAACUUCCACUUCUUCGAGACGGCGACCAUGCUUCUCACUUCCGUUUGCAUCGCCAUCGUCUUGAUGGAUGGGAAGGCGAAUUGGCUGAAAGGGGCCAUGCUCAUCCUCGGCUAUGCGCUCAUAGGUGCCGGCUUCUGGGCGCACGCGGAUCCUACGCAAAUGUCGUAG
Molecule: messenger RNA, 930 nt
Organism: Symbiodinium natans
Lineage: Eukaryota; Dinophyceae; Suessiales; Symbiodiniaceae
Source: the annotation of a GenBank genome assembly